CACACUUUCACCAGACGCCUAUUUAUCGUGUAUUUUCAUUCAUUUACGACAAAGCAUUGUAGAAGACAGAUUUCUUUGGAAGACGAAUAGACAUGUCACGAUCGCCAGAGUACCCUCACUACAUUCCCCUCCCGCCUCCCCCUCUUCGUUCAGCCAUGAAGCAUACAGCCCCACGACCGUCCACACCGUCGCAUGCAUCUAACUCCUCCCCCUUCCGCCUCUCCCAGUCACCUCAAAUGGGCCCUUCUUCCUCCAGGCCAUCAUUCUCUCAGGCGGCAAGCUCUGGCUUCCUGGCGUUGGGGUCUGCUUCAGCCCCACAAAGCCCUCGCGGAGGCUUGUUACCACUGCCAGCUGUGGUUCAACAGGGCUACACACCCAAAGUUGGCUUUGAUACCUUUGAGGAUCCUCAAGCAUCAAUGUUCUCCUACACGCUGCAUGUACAGAGUGAGGGGUACUCACGGACGAAGAACACUCGCGUGUUCCUUUGCGCCUCAAGCGCGGACGAGAGUGGUAUGCAGGCGCUUGAGUGGGCAUUGGACAGCCUUGUCCAGGAUGGAGACGAGUUCAUCGUAUUCCGAGGAGUCGACGAUGGGGACUUGAACAGGGAACAGGCCGCGUACCGAGAAGAAGCACGCGAGCUGAUGCGCCAGGUUCAAGAGAAAGCCUCGGAGUAUGAUGCCGAUCGGAAAGUGUCGAUCAUCAUUGAAUUCAUUGCGGGGAGUGUAACGAGUAGCAUCGACCGUCUGAUCGCACUCUACCGCCCUGAUUCCCUUGUUGUCGGUACCAGGGGGCAGAGAGGUAUCAUGCAGACUUGGGGAGCUGCGCUUGGCGGCUCAAGUGUCGGCAGUGUGUCGAAAUAUUGCUUAAGCCACUCCCCUAUACCUGUCAUCGUGGUCAGACCUGAGAGCAAGGUCAAGAAAGUUCUUGCGAAACGGAAAGCUGACCCGAAGCGUGGCAAACACUUUGAUGAGUUAGCGAAGACUGGGAGACAGUCCGUCCCAAUGUACUCUGCGUUGACACGAUAACGCUGAGUAUAUCUCUAUCGCACGCUUGCGCAACCUUGUCCUGGAGUCAUCUGCUGACACCCGCCUACCGCUCCAGAAGCUUCAGCGUGGGAUAAUCAGCGUAUAACCAGAUCUUGUAAUAUACUGUGCCCAGAAAGCAGCGUCUCCGUCGUUCCAAUUUCCCUAGAAUUGAGCGGUUGAGCCGCGCCAGUUUAUUAGGCACUCUUCCACGCCUCUUGGCGUCUGGGUGUGCCUGGUAAGGCCCACCGCCUACCCGGCCGGCCGAAAGCCGGCGGUGGGGAGCGCCACGCACGACGGUCAUCUUGUGUCCUACGCUCUCGCCUUGGAUCCAGCGUUGUAAACUUGCUCGGCGCCGACUUCCGCGGCAAGCGCUCGACGCGAGUUCACGGCCCCUUUCACACACAGUAACGUCACUUCCGCAGACCUUGUCAGUGUUUGGUAGUACAACAAGAUACAGCCUGGUAUUUGGAAUCCAUUGUGAAACUACUCAUCGACAUCUUGCCAGUACCGCAGAGGCUCAACAUGCCCGUGCACCAGCCCAAUCUUUAUCUUCGGCCGCCCAGCAGACAUGCCAUGGAAUACGAAAGCAGACCCAGUCUUGAAGUAAUGCCUGCCAGCACA
Molecule: messenger RNA, 1646 nt
Organism: Phanerochaete carnosa HHB-10118-sp
Lineage: Eukaryota; Fungi; Basidiomycota; Agaricomycetes; Polyporales; Phanerochaetaceae
Exons: 8
Coding region: 93-1025 (310 amino acids)
Source: RefSeq, a predicted model, not a curated record